This is a messenger RNA of Didymodactylos carnosus, 438 nucleotides long. The record is from the annotation of a GenBank genome assembly. Lineage: Eukaryota; Metazoa; Rotifera; Eurotatoria; Philodinida; Philodinidae.
AUGGAGAAACAACUAAAACUUUUAAUAUUAUUAUUUGUUUCGUCCACAAUUGACUCCACACAAGAAAAAACAGAAAUAAUUCAUACUACAAGUAAUGGGUGUAUACAAGGGUUUCGUAAUGAAUAUGCAGAAGUAUUUUGGGGUAUACCAUAUGCUAAACCCCCUACGGGAGCUUUAAGAUUUCAAGUUCCACAACCAUUUAAAACAGAAGAAGGACAGAAGAAUGAAAUAUUUCAGGCAAUUAAACCAGGACAUGGUUGUAUUCAAAACUGUGUUCUACCAAUAGGUGCAUGUCCCGAAACAAUAAGUGAAGAUUGUUUAUCACUUAAUAUUUAUCGUCCGAAAAGAAAAUGUGAUCAAGCAUUAACUGUAAUGAUAUUUAUACACGGUGGUGGCUUUGUUGCUGGUGCCUCAGCCGUUCCAUUAAUGAAUCGAUGA